Hyaloperonospora brassicae is the source of this 1863-nucleotide messenger RNA. The record is from the annotation of a GenBank genome assembly. Lineage: Eukaryota; Oomycota; Peronosporomycetes; Peronosporales; Peronosporaceae.
AUGACCAGCCACGCCCCGUCCGGUCGCUUUGGCCCGCACGGCUUCCGCGAGUGCUGGGGCGACUACCGCCUCGAAGCAGACCUGGAAGACCCUUCGCUCCCGCUCUACCGCUUCCAGCGCGACCUCCCGCGGCUGCCCGUGCCGCCCCUCGCCGACACAGUCGCGCUGUACCUCUCGACGCUCUCGCCGCUCGUGUCGGCCGCCGAACUCGCACACGCCACGGCACUGGCCACGGCCUUUCUGCAGCCCACUGGAGCCGGCCACGAGCUCCAGCGUCGCCUCGUGGCCCGCGCGCGCGACCGCUCGGAUUCGAGUUACUUGGCCGCGUGGUGGAACACGAUUGGCUACCUCCGCGAGCGGACAGCAUUGAUCCGCGGCAGCGGUCGAGAUGUCGGUCGCGCGGCCGCCUUACUACAGGCCUCCGUGCGCUUUGCGCACGGCGUGGCCGACGGAACGCUCGAGCCCGAGCGACUCGGCAGGAACAAGACGCCCGUGUGUGCUACGGCGUACAAGUACAUGUUCCACGCGUGUCGCAUUCCUCGACGAACGCAGGAUUCGUACCGGAUCUAUGACCCCGCGACGCACUCGUAUGCUGUGGUCAUGCGUCGCAAUCGGUUUUUUCAGCUGGAGCUCGUGGAGCCACGUUCGCGACAAGUGCUGGACUUUGAGGCGCUGUGCUUUCAGUUGAGUCGGAUACUGGACGCUGCAGAAGCUGCAGAGACGGCUGUGGGUGUGCUGACAACGCAGGACCGAGACACGUGGGCAGAUGCCCGUGAGGAAUUGAUUCGAGCGUCGUCGAUGAACGAGGAGUCGUUGCGGAUCAUUGAGAGCUCAUUACUGGUACUGAACCUCGACGACGAAGCGCCCGUGACGCGCACGGAAGUGGCGCGCGGUCUGUGGCAUGGCAAUGGACGCAACCGCUUCUUUGACAAGUGCGUGCAGAUUGUCGUGUUUGAGAACGGCAAGGCCGGGCUGGUAGGGGAACACUCGAUGCUCGACGGUAUGCCCAUGGCACGCUACGCAGAUUACGUGCUUUCUCGUCUACAUCAUGGACAGAUUGACUUAAGUCACCGUGGUCGAACGACCGCACAGCUGACAGAAGCACUGGAGCCUCCGAGACAAAUUGCGUUUUGCUUGACGGAUGAGACUCGACGUAGCAUUGCUGAAGCAGAAGCGAAAUUUGACCAGAUGGUGAUUGACCACGAAGUCUGUGUGCUGGCCUUUCACGGCUACGGUGCGCGCGUGAUCAAGGGAUUUCGAUGCAGUCCGGAUGCUUUUGUCCAGCUUGCCAUUCAACUCGCGUACAAGAAGCUGUUUAAGAACAACGUGGCUACGUAUGAGGCUGUGCAGACGCGCGUGUUCUUGCACGGACGCACAGAAACAACACGUAGCUCCUCGAAAGAUAGUGCCGCAUUCACAGAUGCCAUGGAGGAUGCAUCAGGUACCGUCACUAGUGAGGAGAAACGGAGGCUUUUACUAGCUGCUGCCAAUGCGCACGUUGCGUACAUGCGGAAAGCAAGCGCAGGGCGUGGUGUAGACCGGCACCUGUUGGGUCUGAAGCUGCUGGUCCAGCCUGGCGAGCGCGUGCCGUUCUUUGAGGAUCCAGUGAUGGCUAGAGCCAGUCGCUGGAUCAUUUCCACAAGUCACCUGACCAACAAACUGUUUGAUGGCUGGGGCUGGGGUGAGGUUGUGCCUGAAGGUCUGGGGAUCGCCUAUAGCGUCAAGAAUGAUUCUGUCCAGUUCAAUAUUGCGUGCCGUUGCCAUGGUAACUGGGGAGCUCGAAUGGGCCAUCUGCUCGAGGAAAGCCUCAUUGAGAUGCAGCAGCUCUUUGCCGAAGCCAGAGAGAUUGGCGCCAAAUUGUAA